Messenger RNA from Astrephomene gubernaculifera, 3080 nucleotides. The record is from the annotation of a GenBank genome assembly. NCBI's taxonomy places the organism in Eukaryota, Viridiplantae, Chlorophyta, Chlorophyceae, Chlamydomonadales, Astrephomenaceae.
GCACAGUAAUUGGUUUACCAGGCUAUGUUCGGCAACUUGCAACUGCACAGCCAUAUGUGGAAUACCACCAUAAGUGGUGUCCGGCACAAAUAGUGUCGCUGUAUGAGUGGUAUCCCACUAUACGUGGGAUUGCGCGAUUUGUCAAAGCUCGAAAAAUCUUUAUGUACAAUCCCACUAUAAGUGGGAUUCCACCUAAAGUAUGAUCCCACCUCGAGUAUGACAAGUUACCGGGAGACUUAGCUGGUUCCUGAUCUGCGGCGCAGAUCUACAGCUUACAUGCGCGCUUUAACGUAGUCAUAGACAACGAUCUCCCAAGCGUUGGGCAGCCCAACGUAGCAGUCAGAAUAGGCGAUAGGUUAUCAGUUCCCCGUGGGCCUGGUCAGUCCGCGGCUCAGCCGUCUUGAAGCCCGCCCCAGCACGGGACGAGAGGCGCUGAGGAGCGCUCUACGUCUACAGCAAGACUAGGAGUGCGCCUUCCGGUUACGGGAGGCAGAGACGGAACCAGCAAAACGCGUGGCUGGCGGGGCACAACGGCAGCGUCCUUGACAGCGAGGACCUACGGCCGCGUCAGCCUGACCCUGCAGUGCGCAGCGCUACGGCCGUGGUCAGCGGAGCAAGGGCGGCGUUGCGCUUGUUGCGGCCAGAGUCACGGUUGCCAUUGCGGCUUUGCAGUCGCCGUGGCAAUGUGGUUGGCAUCAACACGACCCUGCGGCAGCACGCGAUUUUCUCAGCAGCAGAGCAGGAGGGCGUGGCGCUGCUGGAGACGCAGGGGAGCUUUGGGGUGGGCCUCCAGGCCUGCCUGAGCUUCGGGGUCAAGGUGAGGGGCUACAUCACGCUAGAGUCCAGGCCAGCGGUGAGGGCGGCCAUGGGCCGCCUCGUGGGCGAGCUGCGUUCUGCACAUCCCGCGGCGCUGAGGCCGGACACCUGGCGGCAGGCGGCGGGACAGGCCCCGCCGCCGCCGGGUGAGGCUGCGGUUCUGCGGGUGGCGGACCUGCCUUUCCAGCAGGGGGGGCAGUGGCUUGUGGUGGGGCAUUGGGGCAGCGGGGGAGAUUGGGGUGAGGCGGACAUGCUGGCCUUGGUUGGGGGGGUGCAGCAGCGGCUACAGUAGCUGGGGUGCCCAGCCCCAGCAUACAUUCUUCAAGGGCCGACGACAACGGAGCAGCAGCAGCACGACAUCGGAUCGCCAUUCGGGCUGCCGUGCUUGCUGGAUGUCGUUCAGGCCGGGGUCGCGAUGCACACUGCUGCCGCCGUCUACACAAACCUCGCGGCAGCGGAGCACCUGCAGCUCGUGCUGCAGCGCUUGCGACCCCCGCCAGAACGUGGAGCCAUUACCGCUGGUGCCCAUUCACAUUCCUGGGCAGCGCCUUCGGGCGUUACCGGAGCCAUCAGCACACAGCGGAGCCUUGCUGCGAACCGUGCCUGGUGACCAACCCUGCCAUCCGGAUGUCAGUGUCUGGGAGGCGGUGAUGGGUCAUCGGCAGGGCGUAGCAGCAUCCCUCGCAGCAGACGUGGCGGUACCAUUGCUGCGAGACUCCAUUGCACCCCCAACGGUCAUCACUGUGCUGGCCUCGGCGCUGGCGCUCCAGCGGCACUACGUCACUCCACAUGACACGCAUUCCCUUUCACCGAGACGGCUGUCGCUGGGGGGGGGGAUCCGGCCCCAUGGGGCAGGCGCCGGGCGCGAGCUCGGAUGACGUGGAGACUGUGGUGGUGCGGGGCCUUUUGCAGCGACAGCCGACGUCGGAGCUGGCGAUUGCCUUGACGACUAUGGUGGCGGAGGUGGCUGACGCCGUUGAGGCUGAAGCCGACCCCCUCUGCAUGGACGUCUGGGACGACAAGCCGGUCAUCGAGGCGCUGCGGGCGGGCGACGCGGCCUCUGGGGGGGCGAUGGGAUUGAGGAGGGUGGCUCGCCGCGCGGCUCGCUACAGGUGGGAUGGAGUGCAGCUACUGCUGCUUGUGCACGGCGGGCGGGCUCGCGUCUGUCCGCCGCCGGCCGCGCGGUUGGCGCUGGCGGAGGCUACGCACAAGGUGGGGCAUUACGGGGUGAAGCGGACGUUGGCGCUGCUGCGGGCAGGGCACUGGUGCAGCCGCUGGAGGUGAAGGGGCUGUUUUAUCGGUGGGGAGUGGACCUAGCGGGGCCUUUGGCGGAGUCGGUGCCGGACGGAAACGUCUACUGCAUGGUCACCAUCGAGCAUUUCAGCAAGCACGUGGAGAUCACGCCUCUCAAGGACAAGACGGCACGGCGGGUGGCAAAGGCGUAUGCAGACGUGUUGGCGCGGUUCGGGGCGCCGGAGCCCCAUCCCCAUCUCAGGCGGAUGGGGCGGCGGAGCGCAUCGUCAAGGUACUGAAGGAGGCCUUGCGGAAGGCCUGCUACGAGGCGGCGGAUCCGGGGGCCUGGGAGCGGGCUCUUCCUGAGCUGCUCCUGGGCUACCGCUGCUCUCCGCAGGCGGCAACGCGCUUUUCGCCGUACCAGCUGCUCUAUGGGGGUGUGGAGCCGGUGAUUCCGCCUGCCGUUCGUGAGCGGCUGGCGGAGCCCGUUGACUUCGACGACGUGAAGGCGGCAGCGGCAUCGAUUGUUGACAGAGCGGAGUGGGUCCGGCAGGCGUACCCAGCGGCGGCGGGCAACCUGCUGAUAGCGCAGCACCGUGACACCCUGCGCUACUCAGCCAUUCGCACCGGCCGCUACCUGGCCAAGCCUAUGGUCUUUUCGCCGGGCGACUACGUGUCCGGCGGGGCAACGUCGCCCACACCCUGCAGUUCCGCCAGUACGACAACAUCCUGCGGGUGGAGUCGGUGGGUCCUAUGGGUGUGGCGGUGCUGAUGGGCCGUGACGGCUCGCGGGUGCGGAAGCGGGUGGAGCAGCUGCUGCCAUGCCAUCUGGAGGUGGACCCUGCGGUUAGGCCUGAGCUGUUCCGCCCGGAGCGGGACCUGCAGUGCGAGGUCUGUGGCUCGCCGCAUGAUGGCAGCAAGAUGCUGUUGUGCGACGGGUGCAACACCGGCUGGCACUGGCAUUGCCUGGGCCUGCGGGGGAAGCCUCGGGGGCAGUGGGUGUGCCCGCGCUGCCGCGAACUGGAGCAGGG